Panthera uncia (snow leopard) is the source of this 1080-nucleotide messenger RNA. RefSeq names its product myelin oligodendrocyte glycoprotein (gene MOG). Gene Ontology annotation, biological process: T cell receptor signaling pathway; regulation of cytokine production. The record is from RefSeq and is a predicted model, not a curated record. The transcript is spliced from 8 exons. Gene Ontology annotation, cellular component: external side of plasma membrane. Gene Ontology annotation, molecular function: signaling receptor binding. Bases 207 to 947 code for a protein of 246 amino acids. NCBI's taxonomy places the organism in Eukaryota, Metazoa, Chordata, Mammalia, Carnivora, Felidae.
CCCAGUACCAGGCAGCCUCUGCUCCGCGGCUCGGAGGGGGUGGGGAAGGCUGACCCUGGCGUCCCCUGGUCAGUAGCCCUUUUGUGUAAGUGCCUGGCAGGGGCGACUCCGGGGCUGCUCCCGGCCGCCCGGGUCCUCCCCUCGGGCUCUGUCAGAGGAAGGGGACACCUCUCUGCAGGGGUUCUCUGUCCCCAGUCACAGUGCAGAUGGCAAGCGCGUGGAGCUCCCCUCCACCCAGCCUUCCCUCCCUCCUCCUCCUCCUCCUCCUCCAGCUGUCCUUCAGCUACGCAGGACAGUUCAGGGUCACAGGACCCGGCCACCCCAUCCGGGCUCUGGUGGGGGAUGAAGCAGAGCUGCCGUGCCGCACGCACCCGGGGAAGAACGCCACGGGCAUGGAGGUGGGGUGGUACCGGCCCCCCUUCUCCAGGGUGGUCCACCUCUACCGCAACGGCCGGGAUCAGGACGCCGAGCAGGCCCCCGAGUACCGGGGGCGGACGGAGCUGCUGAAGGACAACAUGGGCGAGGGCAAGGUGACCCUCAGGAUCCGGAAGGUCAGGUUCUCAGAUGAAGGAGGCUUCACCUGCUUCUUCCGGGACCAUUCCUACCAGGAGGAGGCCGCGGUGGAGCUCAAAGUGGAGGAUCCCUUCUACUGGAUCAACCCCGGGGUGCUGGUCCUGAUGGCUGUCCUCCCCGUGCUCCUCCUGCAGAUCUCGCUGGGCCUCGUCUACCUCUGCCUGCAGCACAGACUGAGAGGAAAACUUCGGGCAGAGAUAGAGAAUCUCCACCGGACUUUCGACCCGCACUUCCUGAGGGUGCCCUGCUGGAAGAUCACCCUGUUCACGCUGGUGCCGGUGCUCGGACCCCUGCUUGCCCUGGUCAUCUGCUACAACUGGCUGCAUCGGAGACUGGCAGGGCAAUUUCUUGAAGAGCUAAGAAACCCCUUCUGAGCUGGACUGGCCCAUGGACCGGCCCUCAGGAUGAGGAUCCCCCAUGUUGAACACUCAUUGGCCUCCUCGCUGCAGGGACUUUCCAAUCUGCGUUUCCAGGAAUGCUCGGAGUUGCCAAUGGGAUUGCGUUUCC